GUAAUGUAGACAAUAUUUAAAGGGGUUAGAAAAUAAAGAAAAGAAAGCAAUGCAUAGUACUAGGAGUGGCUAAUUCCAAAAAUCUCUCAUGCGUGUUGUGUUGUGUUGUGUUGUAUGAGUGAGUGAUGGACGUUUUGAUUCUUGCGGGGCUGAUUCACUCACAUGCUCCCCCCAUCUUGUUCCUCUCUUACUUCUUCUGCUGCAUCCACAACAACACUCACAGCAGAGAGUGAGUGUGUGUGUGUGAACAACCAAAACUAAUUUGCUUUACAACAACAACAACAACACCUCUCUCAUUUUAACACUCACACACCUUUUGCUUUUUAGUAGCUAGCUACCACUUUCUGUUCUUCUCAUUUUCUUUCUCCCUUUCUCUCUCAAUCAAACAAACAAUGUUUACUAUGCCUCUCAAAGUUCAUCUUCUCUUCUUCUUCCUCUUCCUCUCUCUAGAGUAUCUCUCUUCCGCUUCAUUGCCUCGUAACCCCGAAGUGGAAGCUUUGAUGAGUAUUAAAGAAAGUUUAAAUGAUCCACAUGGUGUAUUAAGCAACUGGGAUGAAUUCUCUGUUGACCCUUGUAGUUGGCCCAUGAUUACUUGCUCUUCUGAUUACCAAGUUAUUGGAUUUGGUGCUCCUAGUCAAAAUCUCUCUGGAACUUUGUCUUCAGCAAUUGGAAAUUUAACAAAUCUCAAACAAGUGUUACUGCAGAAUAACAACAUCUCAGGCAAAAUACCAUCAGAAAUUGGAAACCUUCCCAAGCUUCAGACUUUAGAUCUUUCAAAUAACAGAUUUUCUGCUUUGAUUCCACCUUCUCUCAGUCAAUUGAAUAGUCUUCAGUACCUGAGGCUGAACAACAAUAGCUUAUCUGGACCUUUUCCUGUUUCACUGGCAAAAAUCACACAACUUGCAUUCUUGGACUUGUCUUAUAACAAUCUCAGUGGACCAUUGCCCAAGUUUCCAGCCAGGUCAUUCAAUAUUGUGGGGAACCCAUUAAUUUGUCUAAGCAUCUCUAUUGAAGGCUGUUCUGGAUCAGUGACCCUUAUGCCUGUUUCUUUCUCCCAAGUCUCAUCAGAAGGAAAACACAAAUCCAAAGAACUAGCAAUUGCUCUUGGGGUCAGCUUUAGUUUUGUUUCUCUUGUGAUCCUGUUUUUGGGGCUCUGUUGGUAUAGAAAGAAAAGACAGCAUGGAGCCAUCUUGUAUAUUGGUGAUUAUAAAGAAGAGGCAGUUGUUAGCUUAGGAAAUCUCAAAAAUUUCGGUUUCAGAGAGCUCCAACAUUCAACGGAUAAUUUCAGUUCCAAGAACAUACUUGGUGCUGGGGGUUUUGGCAAUGUUUAUAGAGGGAAGCUUGGAGAUGGCACAAUGGUAGCGGUGAAAAGGCUGAAAGAUGUAAACGGUAGUGCUGGUGAGUUACAGUUCCAAACAGAAUUGGAGAUGAUCAGCUUGGCAGUUCACCGCAAUUUACUUCGCUUAAUUGGAUAUUGUGCUUCUAGUAACGAAAAACUUCUUGUUUAUCCUUACAUGUCUAAUGGCAGUGUGGCCUCCAGGCUUAGAGGAAAACCAGCUUUAGAUUGGAAUGCAAGAAAGAGGAUAGCAAUUGGAGCUGCAAGGGGACUUUUGUAUCUUCAUGAACAAUGUGAUCCAAAGAUAAUACAUAGAGAUGUAAAGGCUGCCAAUGUGCUUCUUGACGACGACUAUGAGGCUAUCGUUGGUGAUUUUGGCCUUGCAAAGCUCCUUGAUCAUGCUGAUUCCCAUGUUACCACUGCUGUCCGUGGUACUGUUGGGCACAUUGCUCCGGAGUACCUCUCGACUGGCCAAUCAUCUGAGAAAACUGAUGUGUAUGGAUUCGGCAUUCUCUUGUUAGAACUUAUAACUGGAAUGACAGCUCUUGAGUUUGGGAAAACCUUGAAUCAAAAAGGUGCUAUGCUUGAAUGGGUUAGGAAAAUACAGCAAGAAAAGAAGGUUGAAGUGUUGGUGGACAAAGAACUAGGGAGCAACUAUGAUAGAAUUGAGGUUGGGGAGAUGCUGCAAGUAGCUUUACUUUGUACUCAAUAUUUGACAGCUCACCGUCCGAAAAUGUCGGAAGUGGUCCGAAUGCUUGAAGGAGAUGGUCUUGCUGAGAAGUGGGCAUCAACACAUAAUUAUGGUAGCAAUUGCUGGAGCCAUAGUCACAGCAACAGUAGUAGCAAUAGCUCAUCUCGUCCUACCUCUACUUCAAAACAUGAUGACAAUAAUGUUCAUGAUCGUUCUGUCAUGUUUGGCAUGACAUUGGAUGAUGAUGAUGAUCAGUCUUUGGAUUCCUAUGCUAUGGAACUUUCUGGUCCUAGAUAAGUACUACAAAUUUUAAAGAAAAAAAAUAGUAAGAAUACAAAAAAAAGGAUCAGAAGUUCUUUUGGUCAUAUAAAUCUUUAAAAGGAAAUUUUAUUAUAUUAACUUUGUUUUUAAUCCAUGAUAAUGUGUAUAUAUAUUCUACUACAAUUUUGUUAUUUGGGGUUGUUGUAGAUAGCAGUAGAGUAGUAGUACUAGUACAGUUGUACUAACUAUUAUGUAACUGUGCAUUUGGAUGCAAUAUUAUAAAAAAAUGGUUGAAGGUAAAAA
Trifolium pratense (red clover) is the source of this 2591-nucleotide messenger RNA. RefSeq names its product probable LRR receptor-like serine/threonine-protein kinase At4g30520. Bases 393 to 2324 code for a protein of 643 amino acids. The transcript has 11 exons. Gene Ontology annotation, biological process: protein phosphorylation. Lineage: Eukaryota; Viridiplantae; Streptophyta; Magnoliopsida; Fabales; Fabaceae. The record is from RefSeq and is a predicted model, not a curated record. Gene Ontology annotation, molecular function: protein kinase activity; protein binding; ATP binding.